Helianthus annuus (common sunflower) is the source of this 639-nucleotide messenger RNA. Its product is annotated as cyclin-dependent kinase B1-1. NCBI's taxonomy places the organism in Eukaryota, Viridiplantae, Streptophyta, Magnoliopsida, Asterales, Asteraceae. Gene Ontology annotation, molecular function: cyclin-dependent protein serine/threonine kinase activity; ATP binding; RNA polymerase II CTD heptapeptide repeat kinase activity. Gene Ontology annotation, cellular component: mediator complex; nucleus. Bases 1 to 639 code for a protein of 212 amino acids. Gene Ontology annotation, biological process: protein phosphorylation. The transcript has 6 exons. The record is from RefSeq and is a predicted model, not a curated record.
AUGGGAGACAAAUACGAGGUUAUCGGCAAGUUAGGCGAAGGCGGUUUCGGCAUUGUAAACAAAGCGAAGGACAAAGAAACUGGUGGAUUUGUGGCCGUGAAAAAGCAACUAGAAUAUAACAGCGAACAAGGCAUCCCUCCUCGAAUACUCCGUGAGAUUGGACUUCUGAAUUUGCUCUCAAAUCCGAUUACAUUAGUUAAUUUCUGUUCUGAGUUAGGUACCCCCAGGUAUAAGGCUCCGGAGAUUCUGUUGGGAAUGAUUGAUUAUUAUGUUGGAGUGGACAUUUGGUCCCUUGGUUGCAUCUUUGCAAAAAUGUCAACAGGAACACCGUUGUUUGCUCGUGGUGGUGAUAAUGGUAUCAAUGCGCAAUUACUUAGUAUAUUCAGCGUGCUUGGGUUACCCAAUGAUGUGGCCUGGCCAGGGGUGGUAUCCAAACUAAGGGUUAAGCUAAAGGGCUGGAAGAACAAGCAUCUCAACUACCAACCCCAGGAUUUGGCACAGAGAUUUGCUUCCCUCGGAGUCGAUGGUGUUGACCUGCUACAGAGAAUGCUUACUUACAAGCCUGCUAGAAUGAUUUCUGCCCGCGUAGCUCUGGAGCAUCCUUACUUUGCUGAACUAAGGUUUAUGAUGGUUUUUUGA